Molecule: messenger RNA, 2433 nt
Organism: Malaya genurostris
Lineage: Eukaryota; Metazoa; Arthropoda; Insecta; Diptera; Culicidae
Gene: ida
Product: anaphase-promoting complex subunit 5
Exons: 2
Coding region: 201-2417 (738 amino acids)
Biological process (GO): anaphase-promoting complex-dependent catabolic process; positive regulation of mitotic metaphase/anaphase transition; protein K11-linked ubiquitination
Cellular component (GO): anaphase-promoting complex
Source: RefSeq, a predicted model, not a curated record
GACUUUUUUGUUCAAAUACCACUACACACAAGCCGGUAUGCAGGAGUAAACGUCAAAUCAAAAUUCAAAACAUUCUGUGUUGUUUGGUUCCUGUGCUAUACUGUUUCGCUUUCGCUGUGUUUUUGUAUGCCGCAAACGAAUCAAACGUUGAAAUAUUGAUUUAUCGUCAUUGCAAUUCCUUACGGAAUCCAUUGUAAAAUAUGAGUGCCAAAAAGGAACCUGAAACAGUUGGUUUUUGGCUACCGAACCAGUGCUCCGCUAAAAUGGACGUUUUAACACCGCACAAGUUAGCGGUGGUUUUUCUCAUACAAGAAUAUUUGUCGCUGAAGAAAGCUGUCGAGGAAAAUGUCCAGUUGGACUUCACAGCGCGUGACAGACGAAGGUUUUGCCUUCUACUGCUUAAGCUGAUUCAGUAUCCGGAUAUGGCCUACAAGGAUUUGUACGGAUUGCUUACCUCACCGGUCUAUGGGAUACAUCGAACUCAUUUAGAAGAGUUUGAAAAACUCAUGAAGAUGUUGAAGACAGUAGGAAUAGAGGUUUUGUUUGAUCUGUAUAAUGUGAUUGAUAAGCUGAUUACCGACAAUGCCAGUAGUUACCAGAUCGGAAUAGUAGGUCUUUACUUUCGGCGAGUCUAUAUAACACUCGAUAAAAUGAGCUUUCCAGAGUUUAUGGCACUGUACAAAAAUUCUGUGGCAUACUAUGAGAAGGGUGUCAGAGCGGUUCAAAUUAGCAGCAGUUCUUUCACCAACAACGAAAGCUUUAUGAAACUUGAGGCGCAAGCAAUUUACAAAGACAGAAGUUCGACUUGUAAAUGGUCUAUAAAGCAAUCGGAACUAUUCGUUGCUCAACAAAGCUCGUUGUUACAGAACAAUGAAAUCAAUGCCCUUAGUCCGAAAGAAAUGCAAGCGAGAUUGAAUGAAAUUAUCCAUGACCAUCCAUUGUAUUCACAGGCUUAUUUUUUGACAUACCUAAACAGUGUGAGAGUGAGGGACUUCUUCAACGCAAUUGACGCAAUACACAGAUCUUUCGAUAGAAGCACACUGAAUUCACUAGCCCUUGUUCAGGAUAGCAAGGAAUAUCAAUACUCAGCGUUGAAUUUAGCAAUUUUACAUGCACAAUUUAAUCAUAACGAGGAAGCACUGGCAAGCAUCAAAGAAUGUAUAAUGUUAGCACAGGAAAACAGUGACAAAAUAUGUCUACAAUUGGCUCAUGCGUGGCUCUGUUUGUUAGAUAAUAGUAAAUCGCAGUUUUCAGAGAAAAAUAUAGCCAAUAAAGAGCUUAUAACUCUGGUGCAUUCCAUAUCCCUUGGAAUCCAGUCAUUGGUAAAAUCGUCAGCAUCGACGGGUUACACUCCGGCGAAGCUUUUUGAGGUAUUACUCAAAAGUGAUAUUCUAAAUUGUCAAACAUCUAUGAUGGAUUUGAUUGCUAAUGGCAUUGCAGAACGUGCAGCACUUUGGGCUAUGUAUGGUAAAAAUGAAGUAUCGUCGCUUUGCUCCCAGUUGCUUCUAAAUUCCGAUCUGAAAUCACUUGGUAAAACAUUCAACGGUGAAGGGAUAUGUCAAGCUCUGUGCUCGUUAAUAAUAUGGCUAGCUAUACAGGGCGAGUUUAAUUUAGCCUUAACAGUUUUGAAGCAUACACGGGAGCGAUUCCCGCGGUACCCUCUGUCGAAAUCAUGGAUGACGGCUGACUACUACAUUACCUCAAUACAGGCUAUAUUUCGUCACGAUUGGACAGAAGCUAGUAAUGCUUGCUAUCAUCUUUAUACCUUAGACAAGCAUCUCUCCCUACUGCAGAGAGCAUAUCUGUCACUUACACGGCUCAAUUUCAAAUCAGCUGACACGCUGUCACGUCAACUUUUGGAUGAUGAUACAAUUGAACCGCUCACACGGGUCAGGGCCCUUCUGUUGACUGCACACAUUUUGAUCCCUUCUCCUGAGACAGCCAAAAUGGAAGUCAUCAAUGUUCUAAACGAGGCUUUAGCCAUUGCCAAUAAAAAUUAUUUGGACUACGAAAAAGCGCUAAUCGAAAUGCAUUUCUCCUAUGUGCUCUUCACGAUGAAAUUACCACACCAAGCACUGAAAGCUGUCAAGAACUGUUUGGAGAACAUUCUGGCUAACGGUGGAAUCUACGACAAAGCGAAGGUUCUGUUCUUGUUCGUGAAAUGCAUCUUAGCCGUUGAACAGGAACCCGUCAAUAAGCUAGCGAAGAUUGAUAAGUGCUUACCAAUGCUGGAACAAGCCGUAGAGUACUUACAAAAGUUAGAAUGUUACGUAAAAAUGAAGGAUGUCUACAUUUUUCUAGCUACCUUGUAUAACGAACUAGAGAUGAGGGAAGAACGUAACAAAUAUGCAUACAAAUAUCGGCAAAUCGAAGAGCAGUUUCCUACACCGAGCGAGUAUCUGAAUAUGUUCUUCUAGCUUUGAUUGAAGAGUA